Molecule: messenger RNA, 1492 nt
Organism: Athalia rosae (coleseed sawfly)
Lineage: Eukaryota; Metazoa; Arthropoda; Insecta; Hymenoptera; Athaliidae
Product: cysteine dioxygenase type 1
Exons: 5
Coding region: 339-1127 (262 amino acids)
Biological process (GO): L-cysteine catabolic process
Molecular function (GO): cysteine dioxygenase activity; ferrous iron binding
Source: RefSeq, a predicted model, not a curated record
UAGAGUUGAGCGACUGCGACUUGAACGCUUCUCGUGGGCCGUUGUGCAUUGAUAUAUCUCAAACUUGUUCCAGAGUUUUCUGUUUAUUUCUAUUAGUGAAAUUUUUCAACUCCGUAUCACAGUUUCUGUGCAUCGAAUACAAACUUUUGAGCUAUACCUAGGUCCAUAUACCGCGCGAAAAGCAAGAAGCCGAACUCUCGGACUUUGGUUCAUUAUAUUCAUUUUUUAUUUCAUAUAAAUCGGAGCAGUUGUGCCCUCAUCUUUUUUGACGGGAUAACCGCGUGUAAAACGUUGUCUCAGAAAACCAUCGGGUUCGUCCGAGAAUAUAGAUCCGUAAAAUGCAGGCGAUGGAGGUGUGUAGGGUCAAAACGGGCGAGUUGAAGAUAAACAAUAAUGACAACAACAACAGCGUUAAUGACAAUAACAAUCGCACUAGCCUGAUGGAAGUUUCUAAAAUACCAAACCAUGUUUUAACGAUAAACCCAGUGUUAACGGUUGAUCAAAUCGUCCCUAAAAUUUCAACGCUUCAGGAACUCGUGGGCGAAUUGCAUGAGGCAUUUGCUACCGAUAUAGUGAACAUUGAUUACGUACAGGAACUUAUGGCUUCCUACAAAAGCAACCCUCAAGAUUGGCGGAAGUACGCAAAGUUCGACAGAUACAGGUAUACGAGAAACCUGGUCGAUGUGGGAAACGGAAAAUUCAACCUCAUCGUACUCUGUUGGGGUGAAGGUCACGGUUCUGCGAUCCACGAUCACGCCGACGCUCAUUGCGUAAUGAAAAUUCUUCAAGGAGAAUUAUCAGAGGUACGGUACGCUUGGCCUAAUGGAAAACAAAAUGAGAAUGAUCCCAGAACGGAGGAGUCGGCUAUCCAAGAAAUAGGCAGAAGUACAUUUCAACAAAACGAUGUCUGUUACAUAAACGAUUCUCUUGGGCUUCACCGCGUCGAAAAUCCCAGUACCGUGAACCCGGCGGUUUCGUUACAUUUAUAUUCGCCCCCGUUCGAGUCGUGUUCCGUCUUUAAUAAGCAAACGGGACAGAGGUCGUCCUGCAAAGUAACCUUCUGGUCCAAGUUCGGAGAACGUCGUAACCGGGAAAUUCAAGACAAGAGAGAGCCAGAAGACAAUUGAAGACAACUCGAUCAUACAGCAGUGUACAGCGCUCAGCAAGAAGGAGUUAUUCUUAUAUUUGUUAUUAGAUAUUUUACGAACACUCCUAUUAUUUAUGUUCUCUUUUUUUCUUAUUUUGUAUUAGAUUCGACGUACUAUCAUUGUAUGAACCGCCCCUCACCCCCGAUUUCCUGAACAUCAGACUUUAUUUUAUUGCAUGUAUUUAUAAGCGCAUGCUACCAGUACGAGAUGAGUGAAAUGAAAGUAUGAUAUCACCCCCAGAGCAUUCCGUUAUAAUUGAUAAUAUUUAAUAUUAUAAUUUCUGAGACCAAUCAAACUUUUGUUCGGAAGUUGUCGUUCACACCAAUAAACUCAGUUCCAAGCAA